Messenger RNA from Peromyscus eremicus (cactus mouse), 2938 nucleotides. It is a transcript of the gene Kifap3, whose product is annotated as kinesin associated protein 3. Bases 230 to 2611 code for a protein of 793 amino acids. Lineage: Eukaryota; Metazoa; Chordata; Mammalia; Rodentia; Cricetidae. Gene Ontology annotation, molecular function: kinesin binding. Gene Ontology annotation, cellular component: ciliary transition zone; kinesin II complex; axoneme. The record is from RefSeq and is a predicted model, not a curated record. The transcript has 20 exons. Gene Ontology annotation, biological process: microtubule-based movement; cilium organization.
CCCUGACGGCUCUGGGCGGGUCUGGGCUGCUCCAGUGUUUUGCGGCCCAGGAGCUGUGGGAGGAGCCGGCGGCCUCACCGUGGUAACCGCAGCGCCGCCGCCGCCCCGCCUUGCAGGCCUCGGGACUGUCACCGCCUUGGCUGUGAGGGUACUUUGGCCGGGUCCCCGGAAGUAGCCCCCGCAGACUCUCAGACACCCCCAUCCUCCCCACGCCGCUACCGCCGCCGCCAUGCAAGGCGAGGACGCCAGAUACCUCAAAAGGAAAGUUAAAGGGGGGAAUAUUGAUGUCCAUCCAUCAGAAAAAGCUCUCAUUGUUCAGUAUGAAGUGGAAGCUACCAUUCUUGGAGAAAUGGGGGAUCCCAUGUUGGGCGAACGAAAAGAAUGCCAAAAAAUCAUUCGUCUGAAGAGUCUCAACGCUAACACAGAUAUAACCUCUCUGGCCCGGAAAGUGGUUGAAGAAUGUAAACUCAUUCAUCCCUCAAAACUAAAUGAGGUAGAACAGCUGUUAUACUAUCUACAGAACCGCCGUGAUUCAUUGUCAGGUAAAGAAAAAAAAGAAAAAUCAAGCAAGCCUAAAGAUCCACCUCCUUUUGAAGGAAUGGAGAUUGACGAGGUAGCCAACAUUAAUGACAUGGAUGAGUACAUUGAGCUGCUCUAUGAAGAUAUUCCAGACAAGGUGCGGGGUUCUGCCUUGAUCCUACAACUGGCUCGAAAUCCCGAUAACCUGGAAGAACUACUAUUAAAUGAAACUGCCCUGGGUGCGCUAGCAAGAGUCCUGAGAGAAGACUGGAAACAAAGUGUUGAGUUAGCUACAAACAUCAUUUAUAUCUUCUUUUGCUUUUCUAGCUUUUCUCAUUUUCAUGGACUCAUCACUCAUUAUAAAAUUGGAGCACUGUGUAUGAAUAUCAUUGAUCAUGAGUUAAAAAGACAUGAGCUUUGGCAAGAAGAACUUUCUAAGAAGAAGAAAGCUGUUGAUGAAGACCUUGAAAAUCAGACGUUGAGAAAGGAUUAUGACAAAACCUUUAAAAAGUACCAGGGACUUGUGGUGAAACAAGAACAGCUAUUGAGAGUUGCGCUCUAUCUACUUUUGAAUCUUGCUGAGGACACCCGGACAGAACUGAAGAUGAGGAACAAGAACAUCGUUCACAUGCUGGUGAAGGCUCUUGAUCGGGACAACUUUGAGCUGCUCAUUCUCGUUGUGUCAUUCUUAAAGAAACUCAGUAUUUUUAUGGAGAAUAAAAACGACAUGGUAGAGAUGGAUAUUGUUGAAAAACUGGUAAAAAUGAUACCCUGUGAGCAUGAAGAUCUCCUGAAUAUCACUCUCCGGCUUUUAUUAAACCUCUCCUUUGACACGGGCCUGAGGAACAAGAUGGUACAAGUGGGACUUCUCCCAAAGCUCACUGCACUCCUGGGCAAUGAAAACUACAAACAAAUAGCAAUGUGUGUGCUUUACCAUAUAAGCAUGGAUGACCGCUUUAAAUCAAUGUUUGCAUAUACUGACUGCAUACCACAGUUAAUGAAGAUGCUCUUCGAAUGUUCAGAUGAACGAAUUGACUUGGAGUUGAUUUCUUUCUGCAUUAAUCUUGCUGCUAACAAGAGAAAUGUCCAGCUCAUCUGUGAAGGUAACGGGCUGAAGAUGCUCAUGAAAAGAGCCCUGAAGCUCAAGGACCCACUGCUGAUGAAGAUGAUCAGAAACAUCUCCCAGCAUGAUGGACCCACUAAGAAUCUGUUCAUCGAUUAUGUUGGGGACCUUGCAGCCCAGAUAUCCAGUGAUGAAGAGGAGGAGUUUGUAAUUGAGUGUUUGGGAACUCUGGCAAAUUUGACCAUCCCAGACCUAGACUGGGAGCUGGUUCUGAAGGAGUACAAGCUGGUUCCGUUCCUCAAAGAUAAGCUAAAGCCAGGUGCUGCAGAGGACGACCUUGUUUUAGAAGUGGUUAUAAUGAUUGGAACUGUGUCUAUGGAUGACUCGUGUGCCGCACUUCUAGCGAAAUCUGGGAUAAUCCCAGCACUCAUUGAACUGCUGAAUGCUCAGCAAGAGGAUGAUGAAUUUGUGUGUCAGAUAAUUUAUGUCUUCUACCAAAUGGUUUUCCAUCAGGCCACAAGAGAUGUCAUAAUCAAGGAAACGCAAGCUCCAGCAUAUCUCAUAGACCUGAUGCAUGAUAAGAAUAAUGAAAUCCGGAAAGUCUGUGAUAACACAUUAGAUAUUAUCGCAGAGUAUGAUGAAGAAUGGGCAAAGAAAAUUCAGAGUGAGAAGUUUCGCUGGCAUAACUCUCAGUGGUUGGAGAUGGUAGAGAGUCGUCAGAUGGAUGAGAGUGAGCAGUACUUGUAUGGUGAUGACCGAAUUGAACCUUAUAUCCAUGAAGGGGACAUUCUUGAAAGGCCUGACCUUUUCUACAGCUCAGAUGGACUGAUUGCCGCUGAAGGAGCCAUAAGUCCAGAUUUCUUCAAUGAUUUUCACCUCCAGAAUGGAGAUGUGGUUGGUCAGCACUCAUUUCCUGCCAGCCUAGGAAUGGAUGGCUUUGGCCAACCAGUGGGAAUUCUUGGACGUCCUGCCACCGCCUAUGGAUUCCGCCCUGAUGAACCUUACUACUACAGCUUUGGGUCUCGAUAAAGUCACCCCUUCCCAUGUGUACCCUCAGCUUAGGAGAGAUCUGUGUGGUGUGGGUUAGCCUUGAAUCUUGACUUAAUAAUGCAUGUUGGUACUCCUGUGGGGCUGUGUUUCUUAUUUCUCCAUGUUGUCAGCUGCAGGUUAACUCUGACCCUCACGUCUUCUGUUAAAAACAAUUGAUGCUGCAGUGUUCACUCAUCCAGACACAUCUUGAGGAGAGUAACAUUUCCCAUGAGACUGUUGCGAAACUACUAGCCUGGAAAAAGAGAUACUACAUUAUGUACAUUAAGUGACUAAUUUCUAUUAAAAAGUGGCAUUCGUGCAAAGGAA